Ananas comosus (pineapple) is the source of this 1306-nucleotide messenger RNA. RefSeq lists its product as uncharacterized. Gene Ontology annotation, cellular component: mitochondrial small ribosomal subunit. NCBI's taxonomy places the organism in Eukaryota, Viridiplantae, Streptophyta, Magnoliopsida, Poales, Bromeliaceae. The record is from RefSeq and is a predicted model, not a curated record. Gene Ontology annotation, molecular function: structural constituent of ribosome. Gene Ontology annotation, biological process: mitochondrial translation. The transcript has 4 exons. The annotation marks the transcript as partial.
UCUCCCACCUCCGCCCCUCCCCUCGUCGACGACGUCUCCAACAAAGAGCUGAAGCGCCGCCUCGAGCGCUACUACGAGGGCGACGAGGAGUCCGAGCUCCCCUCGGUGGCGGAGGCCGUGCUCGCGCGGAAGCUCGCGGAGGCGCACGAGCACACCGACGACGAGCUCGUCGAGGAGCUCCGCAACAAGCCCCUCCCCGAGGUGAAGGAUCGGGACUUCGAAUCGGACUUCGAGGAGCUCUACGACACCGACGAGGAGAUCGACAAUUUGUACAACGCGCGGCAGUACGUCGAGAAGAAGCUGAUGAAGGACGAGUUCUUCAACAUGGAUGAUCGCAAGUGGGACGAGAUGAUCCGCGAGGCCACGGAGAAGGGCUUCCUCAAGGAUACCAAGGAGUGCGAGGAGAUUCUCGAGGACAUGCUCAGCUGGGACAAGCUCCUCCCUGACGAGAUAAAGAAAAAGGUGGAGGCCAAGUUCAAUGAGCUAGGAGACAUGUGCGAGAGAGGAGAGUUAGAACCAGAGCAAGCCUACGAGCAAUUCAAAGAGUAUGAGGACCAGAUGGUUUUGGAAUGCGUGAAGAUAAUGGAAGCAGAGGAGCCCCCUGAGGAGGAAGACGAAAUUGCUGAGGCUGAUAAAAAGAAUGUCGAAUUGGAUGAUCCCCCCGGUGAGGGGCCCAUUCUUAGGUGGGAGUCUCGUGUUGUCUUCGCGCCGGGCGGUGACGCGUGGCACCCCAAAAAUAGGAAAGUUAAGCUCUCAGUGACUGUAAAGGAGCUGGGGCUCUCACGCCAUGCUUUCUGCCGACUAAGGGAAGUGGUGGGUAAGAGGUAUCACUCUGGUCGAGAUGAGCUCACCAUUACAAGCGAGAGGUUUGAGCACAGGGAAGAGAACAGAAAAGAUUGUCUGAGGACUCUGUACGCCUUGAUUGAAGAUGCGAUGAAAGCAGAUAAACUGGUGGAGGCGGCUCGAAACGCCUACGUCAAAGAUCGGCUGAGGGCCAACCCGCAAUUUAUGGAGAGAUUGAGGACGAAAACAGCAAAAUUGCAAGGGGGGCCUCAAUCACUCCCUUCGUAAGGUCUCCUCGACUCGCUCUUUGUUGUUUAUUUUGAAUCGGAUUCACAAACAACAGCAAAUAAUGCUUUAAAAUACCAUGCAUAUUCCUGCCUCUUGCGGUUUAUGUAAUUUUUUUGUUUCGCCGUCAUUUUGGUUUCGUCUUCUGUUGUAUUUUGUGAGAUCCUAACGCGACGCACUAAUUGAAUAGUUUGAUAUUUAUGAUAUAGAUCUGAUAAUUCGUUUCGGUGGUUCCUCA